CGUUAAUUUUCCCAAUAAUAAGUGAAUUCAAACACUUUGUGGUGUUGAAUUUGCUUAUCAGGCUUGGAUAGGGUGGUUCAAUGGCUAAGGGGACAGGACCACGUGCGCCCACGUGGAGGCACGUGUCUCGGAUGUUGAGAGGUGAUGGGCCUCGUCUCUUAGCUACCUUGUCGCCUUUCCUAUCGGGCGGGGAUGGCUGCGAAGGUUUUGUAUUCUUCAAAGCCCGCACCAGUAGGAAGUUCAUUUCCGAAGUCCCCCAGAGCAACCGGGGAUGGAAGGAAAAGUUUGUUUUCAUCGAGUUUUCCCUCUUCUUCGCUCCUCUGGCCGGUCUGAAAUGGAAUGACCAUCUGCUCGACCAAGAGUACACUGCACCGGCUUCCUCCCCAGACUUGGAAGCGAAUCUUGAGGUCCUCAUGCGUGGGGAUCCUUUCACCGGGAGGACGUUUCAUUAUGGCAGCUGGGUUUGGAGGGUCGACUCGGGUGGCGAGGGUACCUCCCCGGCCCAUGACGCAGCGGGGUGCGGGGUACCCUCCCCGGGCAACACUGCGGAGGCUGAGGGCAACUCCCACCCAGAUAUGGAGUUUGAAGAGUUCGCCAUCCCUGACGACCAACCAGCCGGGGAGACUGGGGGCUCCGAAGCCAAUCCUGCCAGAACUUUCCCGGUCAAUCCAGAGACCGUGGAAAUCCUGGAUGAAGAUGAGCCCCAAGACAACCGGUCUAAGGGGAAGGAGAAGGAGAAGGCCGGUCGCCGGGUUAAGAAGGUGGCCACCACGCACCCUUCUUACGCCAAGAAGAGGGCUAGGCUGGAUUCUGAGCCGGCCGGUCAGACCAUCGAAGAAGCCUUCAUCAAUCUGGGGUUGAGGCUGAAGGAGGCGGGGGAGAUCGGGCCGCAGACAGUGGACCGGCUGGGGAUGAGUUCCCCUUCUGAAGUCGACCGGCUGAAGAAGGAGAAGGAAGAAAUGGCACUCAUCCUGAGGAGCCAGGCUGAUGAGCUGAUCCGGCUGUCUGGGCUGGCCGGGGCAAUGAAGACUGAGAUCUCCCAACUGAAGGAGGAGAAUGGCCGGCUGCUGGACGAGGUCUCUGAAGCAAAAAGAGAGAUGGCGGAGAAGGAAGAAAACUUCCCCGGGCGCGCAGCCGCCUGGGUUGAAGAAAACAAGGCCGAAGCUGCCCGGGAAGGAAGAUGAUUACCGCCGUCGGAUCUUUCGGAUUCAAGUGCGGUCAAAAGAAAGACCGGGCAGCUUCCCACCGGAUCCUCCUG
This is a messenger RNA of Cuscuta campestris, 1258 nucleotides long. Lineage: Eukaryota; Viridiplantae; Streptophyta; Magnoliopsida; Solanales; Convolvulaceae. The record is from the annotation of a GenBank genome assembly.